Neltuma alba is the source of this 438-nucleotide messenger RNA. Its product is annotated as transcription repressor MYB5-like. NCBI's taxonomy places the organism in Eukaryota, Viridiplantae, Streptophyta, Magnoliopsida, Fabales, Fabaceae. The record is from RefSeq and is a predicted model, not a curated record. The transcript is spliced from 3 exons. Gene Ontology annotation, biological process: cell differentiation; regulation of DNA-templated transcription. The coding region runs from base 1 to 438 and encodes 145 amino acids. Gene Ontology annotation, cellular component: nucleus. Gene Ontology annotation, molecular function: transcription cis-regulatory region binding.
AUGGGGAAGCGUCCACGUGGCUGCGCGGAAGGAGGAGGGCUGAACAGAGGAGCAUGGACGGUUCAAGAGGACAAGUUACUGACUUCUUACAUUGAGACACACGGCCAAGCCAAAUGGACACGCAUCCCUAAGGAGCUGGCUCAGAUGGUUAACUAUCUCGGGCCUGAUAUUAAAAGAGGCGGCAUUACACAAGAUGAAGAAGAACUCAUCAUUAGGCUUCAUAAGCUUCUUGGUAACAGGUGGUCUCUCAUAGCUGGAAGGCUACCUGGCCGAGCAGACAAUGAAAUCAAGAACUACUGGAACACCACUUUGGCCAAAAAGCUCAGAACACAGGCAUGUUCAAUAUCUGAACAACAUGGAACAAUGAGAUCAGCAGUAAGCAAUAAGCCUGAUGUACCAAUCUAUGAGGUAUCAAAGCAAAACAUAGAGAUGAUUUAA